UAAGUGUUUAGCUUGCAAAAAAGACAUUAGAGUCCCGAUAUAUACAUGUAAGUAUGAAACCUAUUGUCCUAAAUGGAACGGGUUUUUUCCUGAAAAAAAAGUUUUCUUUUUACAUAAAAACAUGGACGCUUGUGAUACUGUUUGAAUUGCAAUCGUGAUCAAACGUAUCGCAGUUUCCAUCUUAAAUAUCCGUUUUUAGUCGAAUGAGAGAAGCUAUGCUGUGAGUGGGCCAUACAUGACGAAUGAGAGACGCCAUGCUGUGAGUGGGUCUUACAUGAGAAUGAGAGAAGUUAUGCUGUGAGUGGGUCAUACAUGACGAAUGAGAGAAGCUAUGCUGUGAGUGGGCAAUACAUGACCAAUGAGAGAAGUUAUGCUGUGAGUGGGCCAUACAUGAGAAUGAGAGAAGUUAUGCUGUGAGUGGGCCCUGCAUGACAAAUGAGAGAAGCUAUGCUGUGAGUGGGUCAUACAUGACGAAUGAGAGAAGCUAUGCUGUGAGUGGACCAUACAUGACGAAUGACGAUGUAGUAAGCCGUGUGCGACUUCCCCUAAAUAUUUUUUCCCCCACAUUCCAGAAAUAUGUCAUUUUCUACCCACAUUCUAUUACAUUAACUGCCAAAUUGUAGAGGUGCGCGGUAUUACCGGUAUACCGGUAUGUUUUCGCUACCGGUAUGUACCGCGGUGCACGAGGCCAAAUACCGGUAUGUUCAAGUCCGACAACUCUUAACAAAAAUAUAAAAUGGAAACAAAGCAUAGAUAUAAAAAUAUACAAUAUAAAAUCUAAAUAUAUCUAUACAUUAAAAAAAUAAAUAUUUAUUAAAGAAACAAACAUCAACAUUUGUAUACGUUGUGACUCACUUUAUUUACAUUGUCUCUUCGUCAUGAUGUAAUGAAAGGUAUGUCUAACUACAGUACACAAUCGGCAAUACGUAUCAAGUAUUUUAAAAAAUAAAACGAUUUGAUUUUUAAUAAAAACAUAUCAAAAUUUUUAAAAACUGAUAGAAAUAAAUUUCAUUUCAAUAAGAAAACCUUUAAUAUUUGGUAGACUAUAAAAUUGUUUUUAUGUUGUAUGCUUUAUGCGGGUCAUAUACCGUUCCCGCCAAUUAGGCAAACCCCGAGUAAAAUGGAAGUAGCAGACACGGAUUUUGAGAUCGUACCAAAUAAAAGAGCAAAAUCCUCAAUUUGGAAACAGUUUGGUCUGAAGAAAAGGAAGUCAGAUGGAAGGAUUGAGGAAAGUGUUGCGAUUUGUAAACUAUGAGACUCUGUGAUCAAGUGUGCGGGAGGUGGCACUUCUAAUCUUACAGCCCAUUUACGCCGUCACCAUCCACUACAAGUUACAAGUACUACUACAGCUACCUCUGAAAAAAGUAACGCCGCGUCCCAUGGUUUUCAGCCACAAUCUCUGACUGUAGCUGGGAUGUUCGCUAAUAGACAGCUUUAUAAAUCUUCAUCACCCAAAGCAGUGGACAUUACGCAAAAAAUUGCUAAAUUUUUGGUCAAGGACCUUAGACCUUACAGAAUGGUUGACAGCCCAGAGUUUAGAGAUAUUGUCAAUGCAUUGGACCCGAGAUACCAAGUUCCAUCUCGAAAACAAUUUAGUGAGGCCAUCAUCCCUAAAAUGUACAACGCAGUGAAGGAAAAUGUACUAAAAACCUUGUCAUCAGCAACACAGGUGGCAAUCACUAGUGAUGGAUGGACCUCGAGGUCAACCGAGUCAUAUGUCACUGUCACGGCAACCUUUGUUGAUGCAAAUUGGGAGAUGCAGAAUUAUGUUCUUCAAACCAGGCCCAUGCCAGAAAGUCAUACAGCUGAAAAUGUGGCAUCUGUCAUCAGGGAGGCCUGUAAAGAAUGGAAACUUCCAAGUCCUCUUGGUCCUCCGCCACUGGUGUCUGACAAUGCAGCAAAUAUGUUAAAAGCAGGGCAGAUAAUUGGGUGCAUUCACAUAGGAUGUUUAGCUCACACUCUGAAUUUAGCAGCACAACGUUCCCUGAAAGUGAAAACUGUCUCUAAUCUGUUGGCCCGUAUCAGAACCAUUGUUGCAUUUUUUCAUCGCAGCACUGUGGCAGCAUCAGUUUUAAAAGCCAAGGCAGAACUGUUGACUAUCCCAAACCACAAACUCAAAAUUGAUGUGUGUACCAGAUGGAAUUCUACCUUUGAUAUGAUUGAGAGAUUUCUAGAAAUGCAGGCUGCUGUCAUAGCUUCACUUAGAUGCAAGGAAUUAUCACAUAUUAAGAACAAGGAUAUAAGCAACCUAAGUGAUGAGAGUGUCUCUCUGGCAGAAAACAUUGCAGCUUGUUUGAAACCCUUAAAGGACAUGACCACUAUGCUCUGCACUGAAUCCACUCCAACUCUUUCUGUGAUUAUGCCACUUCAUCGACAGCUCAUCACCAACAUUCUAGUCGCAAAAGAGGAUGAUUCCCACACAGUUGUGGAGAUGAAGAAGCUUAUGAAAAAUGAUUUGGAAUCAAGGUAUGCAGACAAGAAAGACUUUCUCAACAUGGUGUCAGCCAUUGAUCCUCGUUUUAAAUCUUUACCAUAUCUCACUGAUGAAGAAAAGACAGAUGUGUUUGACCAUGUCACGCAGGAAGCAGUACGUCUAGCAGGAGCCAAAUUGAAACCAUUUGUUGUGAAAACAGAUAAAGAAGAUGAAAGCACAUCUACGAUUGUUCAGCCUAACUUGCCCUUAUUGCCUGCGCUUCCUGGUGAUUCAGAAAUUCAGAUUAAAAAUGAAACAGUUGUUGAAACCAGCAGCAAGACAGGAACAUUUGCAGAUUCCUCCUGUGUCUUGCAUGACAUUUUGGGUGAUGUAUUUGUUACUUUAGUAGAGCCACCAAAAUCAUCCCUUGAGUUAGUACAGAUGGAAGUCAUCAAUUAUAAGAGUGAGCCAUCAAUUCCACUAAAGGCCAAUCCUUUAAACUGGUGGCGUGACCACAAGACCAAAUAUCCACAGCUGUGUGAUCUAGCUAAAUCUUUCCUCUGUAUCCCAGCCACAAGUGUGCCUUCAGAGAGGGUGUUCUCAACUGCAGGAGACAUUAUAACUGCACAACGGGCUAACCUUAAAGGAAAGCAUGUGGACACUCUGAUCUUCUUGAAAAAAAAUAUGAUAUAAGAUCAUAUAGAUUUAAAACAGUUCAAUUAAUCCAUCCAUUUACCAAUGUUCAUUGUUUAUUAUAGUUUGUUACUUUUGCGGGUUUUUUUUAUAUUCUUUUGUUUAUAAUAGUCAUUCCUGUUGAUUCUAGUCAUGAUACAGAGACACUGCUGUAUACUAAGUAUAUACUAUAUACUUACUUUUAUGUUGUUACUGGUUUCAAAAUAAAAUUUGACAUU
Messenger RNA from Ostrea edulis (European flat oyster), 3324 nucleotides. Its product is annotated as E3 SUMO-protein ligase ZBED1-like. Bases 1415 to 3106 code for a protein of 563 amino acids. The record is from RefSeq and is a predicted model, not a curated record. The transcript is spliced from 3 exons. Gene Ontology annotation, molecular function: protein dimerization activity. NCBI's taxonomy places the organism in Eukaryota, Metazoa, Mollusca, Bivalvia, Ostreida, Ostreidae.